CAUGUGCACACCGACAACAGAUAAAGCAAGCAGCAAAGGACAAGGGUGAUAUAUACCUACAUAGAACGGCCAACCAAACCGUCUUAAACAUUCCCUUUCCCUGCUUUUAAAACAGUUUCAAGAAAAAAAAAAAGUCCAGUUUACUCUCUUUGAAGCUGCUAGGCAUCAUUUACUCCUGCCUUGUGUCCUGAUCUUCCAGCACUUGCAUCCAUGGACACCGCUCAAUGGCCGCAGGAGAUUGUGGUGAAACCAAUAGAAGAGAUACUCACCAACACAUGUCCAAAGCCUGCAGCUUUAGAGAGGAAAGUAAGGCCUCAGAAAGAGCAAGCCCUAAACUGUCCGAGGUGCAAUUCAACGAACACAAAGUUCUGCUACUACAACAACUACAGCCUUACACAGCCAAGAUACUUCUGCAAGACUUGUAGAAGGUAUUGGACUGAAGGUGGCUCCCUCAGAAACAUUCCCGUUGGAGGGGGUUCAAGGAAGAACAAGAGGUCAGCCACUUCUUCCUCUUCUUCUUCAUCAAAAAAGCUACCUGAUCUGGUGACACCUCCAGGCAUGUCACAGUCUUCCUCUCAAAACCCUAAGAUCCGUGAUGGCCAAGAUCGUAAUUUGGCUUUCCCAGCAGCUCAAGAUUUCAGAAAUAUCUCUGAAUUGAUUCAAGUACCCAGCAUUGAAAACAGCAACAAGAACCGAAUUUCUACUACUGCUAGUUCCACUACUCCCACUACCUCUCAGCUUUCUGCUUUAGAGCUUCUUUCUGGACUUACUUCAAGGGGUUUCAAUUCCUUCAUGCCCAUGCCUCUUACAGAUCCAAACACGGUUUAUACGUCUGGGUUUCCCCUGCAAGAUUUCAAGGCGCCAACCCUGAGUUUCUCACUGGAUGGGCUUGGAAGUGGAUUUGGGAGUUUCCAAGGUGUUCAGGAGACAAGUGGGAGGCUUUUAUUUCCAUUUGAAGAUUUGAAACAAGUCUCUAAUUCAAGUGGUAUUGAGCAAAACAAAGAGCAAGGAGAUUCAACUGGGUAUUGGACUGGGAUGUUAGGAGAAGGAUCAUGGUAAAGAAAACGAAGAUAAUAUGGGGUUUCUGUUCUUUUUUGUUUUGUUUUGUUUUUUUUUUUUAUGAGUUUUAGGUUUUUAUUAAUUUCUCAUGGUCGGUUACGUGUUUGGAUUUCUUCAUAACUAACAGAUAGGAUACAUCGGUUUCUUUCUCCUUCCGCUUCUCUAUAUUUUCCUCCUAAUCAUCUUGUUUUACUCCAAUUACGAAUAUUUAAGAUCUUGUUUACUCAAUGAGCAGAGUGGGGUUUUGAAGCUUAUUUUAGGUUGGCUUCAGAAGAUCAGGAUGGCAUGGGAUACGCAUAUUUUACAAGGACAGAAGAAGAGAUCAAGACAUGCCCGGAUUUUUUUAGGGUUAAACAAGUAGAUCAUAAGAAGGGUAUGCACCAUGCCCUUUAUUUUAUGUAUUUUCUUCUAUCCCAAAAAACAAGAACAGAUGGACAACCCAUUACUUUGUGUGCUCUCAUUGGCUUGGUACGAAAAAGCUUGUCGGAUGUUCAACUUUUCCAUCCAAAAAUAUGUAAAUUUGCAAGUUUGUAAGGAGUUUCAUGGAUGAUGAAUAGCCUUUGUUUAUAAUAAUUUUCAGCUUAGCAGACAA
This is a messenger RNA of Carya illinoinensis, 1651 nucleotides long. RefSeq names its product dof zinc finger protein DOF4.6. The coding region runs from base 211 to 1059 and encodes 282 amino acids. The transcript is spliced from 2 exons. Gene Ontology annotation, molecular function: DNA binding; DNA-binding transcription factor activity. NCBI's taxonomy places the organism in Eukaryota, Viridiplantae, Streptophyta, Magnoliopsida, Fagales, Juglandaceae. Gene Ontology annotation, biological process: regulation of DNA-templated transcription. The record is from RefSeq and is a predicted model, not a curated record.